This is a messenger RNA of Asparagus officinalis (garden asparagus), 5122 nucleotides long. Its product is annotated as pentatricopeptide repeat-containing protein At1g08070, chloroplastic-like. The record is from RefSeq and is a predicted model, not a curated record. Lineage: Eukaryota; Viridiplantae; Streptophyta; Magnoliopsida; Asparagales; Asparagaceae. Gene Ontology annotation, biological process: RNA modification. Gene Ontology annotation, molecular function: protein binding; zinc ion binding; RNA binding. The coding region runs from base 1478 to 3415 and encodes 645 amino acids. The transcript has 6 exons.
GUCUCGUUCCACGCUUCCACCUGUGCUCCGUCGUGUCUCUUCACACCGUUAUUCUUAAGAUAUCAUGAGAAUCACCUAUCCUCAAGCUCCCAUGAGGAUCGUUUUUCCGAAGAGAAUAUACACAUGUAUCAGAGGACUUACCUACGUGAGAAGAACCGUGAAGGCCGUAAUUGGGGAUAUGAGGCUGAUUCCUAGUAACUCUUAUGAGACGGUUAUUGUGAGCAUGACCAUUAACGCUCCGACCUGCUCGCUCAAUAAAUGGAUGUAUAUUAUGUGUGAUUUUGUUAAUUUCUGAUCAAUUGGCCUAAUUCAAGGCCUAAUCCAUUAUAUCUCUUAGAUUGCGACAAAUGUCAUUGAGCAAAGAUUCAAAGCCGAAAGCUACCUUUGUCGAAUUCACAAUAUGAGGUUGCCCGAUCUAUAUUUUGUUAUCAUUAUUGUUGUUGUUAAUUUUUUCUUUUAUUCCUUGAAACUCAAUCUUUUGGGGGUAAUUGUUGGAAUUAAUAAAAAAAUUAAGUUCCUUUCUUUAAUUCUUAUGCAAAUAUGAUCUGUUGAGGGGUGUAUUUGCAUAACUUUUAUUUCUUUCCUUUUUUUUCUCUCAUCCAUGUCCUGCGAUGCCAACAACUCUUUUUUGAAAAAAAAAAUCCCCUAAAUUCCUUUGUUCCGCUCUUUCCUUUGCAAGCUACGGGAUCGCAACAACAAUUAUUUCAACGGGGAAAAUCAAGGUGGCUGUAAAAGGGAUAUCGAGGAAGGAUGGAAAAAUAAGAGAAAAGUUCUGGUUGAUAUUCGGGAGAAUAAUAGUUUGAGAAAGUCGUGACCACUAGAGAUCAGGCGUAGCUUCCUACUAGCCGACUUUUGGAUUGAACUUUUGGCUGAGAGGCGUUAUAUGGAGAGCCUCUUCAUUUUGAUGUUACCUUCAACACAAUUUGUUUUGCUUUGAAAAAAAAAGCUUAUAACGGUGAGCUUGUGGGCUGUAAGUACCGAUCAUAUAUAUAGUUGCUCUGACUUCUAUCAUCAGCAGGUUUAUGAAUAUUUUGAAAUAAACUAUGUGAUAUGAAGUGUCAGGCUUGACCCGUGCAUAAGACUUAUCUUAGGCAUUGGUCGCUGCUAUCGCGCACCCCGUAUUUUAUGAUAUUCCGCUGUAGUUUCGGGGCGUGACAGGUCUUGUGCUGGGGCGAACAAUUACUUGAUGUCGGUGCAGGCGCAACAGAGCUAUGGUGGAGUCCUGGGAGAUACCUCACGAGACAGAUCUAGCGAUGGCAACUCCCCCAGUGUCAGUGCAGCGCUCUCUCUCCACUUUGUACGAUCACCGACCCGUUGAUGACGGUCAGCUCCUAGGUGCUGCGUUUUGAGGUUUUUGUGUACGCGUGGGAAAAUGUAAAAAGUUUUGGAUCACUACAAAGAACACGAUGGAAGAAAUCACUAUCACCCAUAGCCUGUUUGUUAAGACGUCGAACUGAAGAGUUCUUAAUUAUAUCUGAUGAUAUCACAAGAUCUUCAUCAUUUCCGGCCCUUACUCAAAUCUUGCGAAAACCCCACACACCUCAACCAAAUCCACGCCCAAAUCCUCAAGCAAUUCCCCAACCUCCAAUAUCCACCCAUUUUCCAGUACAAUGUCCUCAUUCGCGGCCUUGCCGCCGGAAAAUCCCCAGUCAAAGCCCUCUCCCUCUACCGUUCCCUGCUUCAAACCCAAACCCGGCCCAAUAACUUCACCUUCCCAUUCCUCCUCAAAGCUUGCUCCUCUUCGUCCUCCCUCGUCCCCAGUGGCCUCAGUCUCCAUGCCCACAUUGUCCGAACCGGGCUUGAUUCUGACCCAUAUAUCCAGAGUAGCCUUAUUCAUAUGUACGCUGCUGUGGCAAAGGAUGUCAAGUCGGCACAAAAAGUGUUUGAUCUUUGUUCUGUUCAUCAGACAGUUUGUUGGAACUCGAUGCUCGAUGGGCUCGUUAAGUGCGGGGAGAUCGAGCUUGCGAGAUUGGUCUUUGAUCGUAUGGGCUGCCGGGAUAUUGUCUCGUGGAACACGAUGAUUAAUGGGUAUUCACUUGUUGGGGACUUAAAGUUAGCCCGUGAGGUGUUUGAUAAAAUGCCGUGCAAAAAUUUGGUUUCUUGGAACUCGAUUCUUGGUGGUUAUAACAAGUGUGGAGAUGUUGAGGGAGCUUUGAGAGUGUUUAGAGAGAUGCCUCAUCGCGAUGUUGUGUCUUGGAACACGAUGCUUGCUUGCUAUGCGCAGAGCGGGAAUUGUGACGAGGCGUUUGAGUUGUUUGAUGAGAUGCAGCAUUCUGGUGUGAAACCAACUGAUGCGACUGUGGUUAGCAUGAUCUCAGUUUGUGCACAUUUGGGUGCAUUGGAACGAGGAGAGUGGGUCCAUAAAUUCAUCAAGGAAAACAAGAUUGAGCUCAAUACGAUUCUUGCCACUACGCUUGUUGAUAUGUAUGCUAAGUGUGGGGAGAUAUCACGAGCAUACCAAAUCUUUUAUGCUAUCGUGGAUAAAGAUUUCUUAGCUUGGAAUGCUAUUAUAGCGGGUGUCGCUGUCUAUGGACAAGCAAGAGAAGCCCUUCGGCUUCUUGAUGAAAUGAGGGAGAGUGGGAGUGUAGCGGAUGAUAUGACAUUUGCGGCGGUGCUCAGUGCUUGUAGUCAUGCAGGAAUGGUGAAAGAGGGUAAAUAUUUGCUCGAUUGUAUGAAGGUGACUUAUGGUGUUGAGCCAAAAGUGGAACAUUAUGGGUGUGUUAUUGAUCUUUUAGCUCGUAAAGGGUUGUUGGAUGAGGCAGUACUGCUGAUGGAAUCUAUGCCGAUGGAGCCUAAUGCCCCGGUAUGGGGAGCAUUGCUUGGUGGAUGUCGAAUCCAUGGCAACUCUGGGGUAGCUGAUGAUGUUGGAAGACGACUUUUAAGCCUUCAACCUAAGCAUAGUGGCCGUUAUGUCCUUCUCUCCAACAUCUAUGCAUCGAUAAAUCGUUGGGAAGAUGCUAGCAAAAUAAGAAGCAUGAUGACAAACAAGGGGAUCUCAAAGAUACCAGGAACAAGCAUGAUAGAGCUCAAAGGCAUCCUUCACAAGUUUGUUGCUGGCGACCAGUCUCAUCCAGAGUCUAAAAAAAUUUACCAGAAAUUUAUAGAGGUAUCAGAGAGGCUGAAGGUCGAGGUCGGUUACUCCCCAGACACAAAGCAGGUGUUGCUUGACAUUGAAGAAGAGGAGAAAGGGCAUAUAUUGUCCGUUCAUAGUGAGAAGCUGGCAAUUUCCUUUGGACUUUUGCAUACAGGACUUGGAGCAACCAUAAGAAUCAUCAAGAACCUUCGUGUAUGCAGGGACUGUCACCAUCUAAUGAAACUUAUCUCUAAAGUUUACGACAGGGAAAUUGUAAUGAGGGAUCGGAAUCGUUUCCACUUAUUUAAAGAUGGUGCUUGUUCUUGUAUGGAUUACUGGUAGAGAGGUAAAAGCUUAGUUGCAUAUGCGAGAAUAAUUUGAUUCUGUUAUUUGCCAAGAUUCCAAGAGUUGGAGUGCGUUAUUUAAGAGGAGAAUAAUAUCAGGAGAUCAAAAUUUUGUGGAAGCAUCCAAUAUCAAGCUCGUAAAACUUACUCGGUGUUCUCGAAGCAGGUGAUGAAUCACUCUCUCUGACAGAAAAUUCUGAAUUGGUUGUUGAGAAGUCCAUGCUAAAGAUUGGGGAUAAGAAACUCCCACCUAUACAUAAAGCUAGCAUAAAGGCAGUGAUGAUCUCGUUGUUGAGAAGUCCAUGCUAAAGACUGGGGAUAAGAAACUCCCACCCAUACAUAAAGCUAGCAUAAAGACAGUGAUCAUUCUAAAGGGUGGGGAUAAGGAACUUCCUCGUACAUAAUGCUAGUGUUACGGCAGUGGUUCUUCUAUAGUUUGAUCCUUGUCUUAUUCGUGGCAGCUGUGGGAGAGAUUAAUGUGUUCUUUUAUUCAAUUGCUGGAGCAUCUAGCUGAAGUGUAAGUAUGUUGAUAGGCAAAUAAAAGGCAACUUUAGAAGAAUGUUAUGGUUGUCUUCAGAAGAAAAAUUGGAAUCUAUGGUUGGUGGCAGCUCCGAUGUAUUGGGGGAAAGAAAUCGAUUAACUGUAUCAGUAUGGAUAGCUGUUUUUGCAACCGUUUGACACAUAAGGUAUACGCCGAGGGUGUUAUCGGGAGGAAGUUUUAGAAGUCUAGACUCGAGGAUAUUCAUACCUGAUGGAGAGCUGCAUUCUGAAGACUAGAGCUGGUGCAGGAUGAUGGUGCUUUCAAAACAUGGAAACAACUUUGUGACCUUACUUUCAUUUGGUAAGGCAUAUGGUUUCUUGUAUGCAUAAAUUAUUGUUUGUAAUUAUAUAAAUAAUAAAUUAUUUAUAUGAAAGUCAGUUUUUCUUUUGAAGAUUCAUGUUGAUGGCGGAAAAAAGAAACUGGAUAUUUACAUUAUUCCUGGUGAUAUUAUUGUAUGUUAGAAUAUUCAAAUUUCAAAAUUCAUCGUACAAUUGGCAUGCUUAUUUUCCUUUCAUGGACAUCAAACUUAAAGGACACUUACUUGUUUUUGACUUAUGAGUAUCAGAUACUUGAUGGAUACUCCAUCAUAUCCAUAAAUUUUAUAAUAUAUCUCAAGCAUAUGAAAGCUGUACUAGAGAUGUUUGCAAAAGUAAGAAGUUAAACUAGCCAUUGAUUUGAUUUAGAGAUGCAUUUUCACCCCUUUCUUUUAGUCUUCUUUUGUUCCUCUUUUAUCUCGCACGAUGCGUUCAGCUUGUAAUAAUACCAGCCUUUAGCCUUAACCUUAGUUGGCCAACUUCUCUGGGCUUGAUACUGAAAAUCAUAGCCUUGUGAUCUAUGAGUAAUCCGUACAAUUCAUCAUUGUAAUAUAGGCAAUUGACUAAUUACCUUAAUACAGAAAUACAAUUUUAUUUCGUAGUACAUGCACACAAGCUCUAGGAACAAUUUGCAUAGCAGGAAGCAGCAGACUCCGAACAACUCGCAUUGCAUGUACCCUGGUCUCCUUUUAUGGAGGAGCAUGCAGCACGGCAGUGAUUAUACUGCAGAUCACAGUUGUCGAAGCAUGAAUAGCUUGUUAUUGGUAUUAUUGAGCUUGCAACAAUUAGCACAAUGGCAAGGGCACCAAUAUUACGACAGUUUAGCAGAGAACUGGUGAAAGCCAUGACU